Molecule: messenger RNA, 1275 nt
Organism: Aedes aegypti (yellow fever mosquito)
Lineage: Eukaryota; Metazoa; Arthropoda; Insecta; Diptera; Culicidae
Exons: 2
Coding region: 194-1207 (337 amino acids)
Source: RefSeq, a predicted model, not a curated record
GUCCUCGGCCGGUGAUGGAUAAUACCACGGAGAAGGCGUAGACAUUCGCAUUGAACCGUGCAACCCUCGAGAUGGCUUCAUCGGACAGCUGUUCAGAGUGAUCCUGAAGCGGCAGGGAUCGCCGGACAAAGGCUUGAUCUGUAAAAUUCCGCCACUUAGUGCCGCACGGAGGGAGCAGUUCGACGCUUCGCUCAUGUUCGAACGGGAACCGUGGUUCUACGAGAGGAUUCUGCCGGAGUUUGAAGCCUAUCAACGUGCGAAGGGAGUCGGCGAAAGGGACGGAUUCGUGGCGUAUGCGAAGUCGUACGUGGCGUACUACAAGUCUAUGGAUCAGGGCACGGUUCUGGUUAUGGAAGAUCUGGGACGCAGAGGCUUCCGGAUGUACAAUAAGCUGCUGCCGCUGGAUUAUAACCACGUGAAACUGGCUAUGGUGCAGCUGGGGAGAUUCCAUGCCGUGUCGUUUGCCAUGAAGCGCGAUCGGCAGAAGGUUUACGAGUCGUUGAAGGUUUCUAACCCGAUCGUUGAAAUGUUUAGGAAGAAUAGAUACUGUCGGUUUCUGGUAAGCGAAUCUCUGAAGCUGGCACUGGAGAUUCCGGGUUUGACGGAGAUGGAACGGACGGUAUUGAACCAGUUGAAGGAUAACGUAUUGGCGGAGUUUGAAGCAUGUCUAGAUAUUGGACAAGCGGAACCCUACACGGCGAUUGUUCACAACGAUUGUUGGAUCAAUAACUGUAUGUUCAGUUAUGAAGAGGACGGUCUUCAUCCAAAAGAAUUAAUCUUGAUAGACUGGCAGCUGGGGUGCUGCGCAGCACCUGCCGUGGAACUAAUUUACCUGUUCUACCUCUGCACGGACACUCAGUUCCGAGCCAAGCAUUUCGAAGAAAUGGUCCAACUCUACCAUCAAUCGUUUGGCAUUCUGCUACGAAAGCUAGGUGGAGAUUCAGAUGUGGACUACCCUUACGAAGUGCUGAAGAAGCAGCUGAGACGAUUAGGACGCUAUGGAGUAAUGAUGGGAUCGUUCUUGGUUCCGACGAUGUGCAUACCCAGCGAGGAUCUCCCAAAUCUGGACGAAUCGGCAGCUCGGCAGAAAAGUACCGAUCAGUACGAGUUACCCUACAAGCUGGAUGAGAAAUCGUUGCCUGUAUACCAGGAACGAAUGCUUGGAGUUAUCCGGGAUGCAAUCAAAUUCGGUUGUUUUGAUUUGUAAAGAAAUGUGUAUUUUACCUGUUCAACUCACAAAUAACCUAACCUGAAUACAUCUUUGAGGAAUCCGUU